Molecule: messenger RNA, 1806 nt
Organism: Acanthocheilonema viteae
Lineage: Eukaryota; Metazoa; Nematoda; Chromadorea; Rhabditida; Onchocercidae
Source: the annotation of a GenBank genome assembly
AUGUUGUUGCCUUUCUCCAUCUUCGUUAUUUAUUCGAUUCUUAUUGAGAUAUAUCCAUGCAAGAAAUUAAUCGUUCUAAAUGAAUAUUUGGCAAGCGACUUAUUGACUGUAUUAGAAGACGAUAAUACUUUCUUCAUUGGAUCAAAGAAUCGAAUUAUAACAAUAUCUGCUAAAAGUUUCCGCUUAAAAGAGAUAGUACCAUUAAAUGUAACAGCCACAGGAGCGGCAGAAUGCUUGAUGAAGGGAUUUGGAGAGAAGCGAAAUUUAUUUGAAGAAUGCGAAGUUGGGAUAAAUGCUAUUGGUCUCAGUACGUUCAGUAGAGAUUGCCCAGCCUAUCACCUAUCAUAUCAAAAUUAUACAUUCACGGCAUUAGCUGUGGAUAUUUCAUGUCAGAUGCAAACAUUGCUUCGAGCUCUUCCACAGCAUCGAAAGCUUUGGAUACCUGUUAACGAUGAUCGUUGGUUUAAUGAGCCAGAAUUCAUUGCAUUAUUUGGCUGGAAACAAUAUGUGUACGUCAUUUUCAAUGAAAAAACUUAUCAAGGUGCACAAGGCCGGAUUGGUGGUAUAUGCGCAAAUGACGUGGGCAUCACUGAUAUCGACGUACCGUACAAAAAUACAUUCAAUUCAUUUGGCAAACUUUCUCUUACUUGUCCUCUAGGCUUCAAUAAUUUACAAUUGAAAAUACUCAAAACGGCGCAAAUAUCUUCAAAUAUCAUUUUCAUCAUAUUUUGGAAUGGUUUUGGGCGGUUGCCGAUAUCUGCUUUAUGUAUAUUCGACCUAAACAUCAUAGAGGAAAAAUUAUUUGGUGAAGAUAAAGUUCUCGAAGCGACUUGGAAAAUGAAAGAAAGUCACUGUCCAAAAAGAAACAAAUCUGGUUUUCCAAGAAUUUUAGACAAAACAGCAACUUUUCCGAAUCCGCAUGCAUAUUACAUUUUCCCAGAAAUGACUGAAAUAGUAUCUGUAAAUGUAGAAUACAGCGAUGACGGAAACUAUCAAAUUAUUGCAAUGUCCAAAAAAGCGGAAGUAUACGGCCUAAUCUUUAAUGGUAGCUUGAUUAAUGAGAAGUGGAUUGACCAGAUUAUGGUCAGUGGGAAAAUAUUGGAAAUGAGAAUUCGAAAAAAGUCAUUCACAGUACUUGCAUCGGAUUCUUUCAAAGAAUACAAAGUAAAAGAUUGGUCUUCAGAAAUUGCCGAGAAUAUCAACCAAAAUACAAGGCGGCAAUGUAACUGCGAAUGGACAGAAUGGAGUAGCUGUUCACAGAGAUGUGGUGGAGGAUAUCGAAAUCGAGAAAGGCGCUGUUUACUUGGCAAUAAUCGCAACAGUUCUUUCAAAGAAAAUCAACAACAGUAUCAACCAUGUAAUAACGUAUCUUGUAAUGAAGUUCGACGGUACAGUGCUUGGAGUCAAUGGUUAACAUUAGAAGGAAGUACUGAAAUUCGAUAUCGUGCAAGCUGUGGUGUUGAAAUACCGGAUCCCAUGUCAAUCAAAACGACACUUCACGGAUCAAAACGUGUAUUGACGCAUGAGUGGCUAGCGUGGAAUGAAUGGACAGCAUGCAGUGCAACUUGCGGUAAUAGUUUACGUAGUCGCUGGCGCAUAAAGAAAGGCCUUGUUCUGUCGUAUGAUGAUAGUAUUCAGUACAUCGUCGAACCAUGUUCAAUACCAUCGUGUGAAUUUGAUGAUAUGGUUGAAUGGACGAAUAAAAGUGACGUUCGGUGGAGGAUUUUAAAAUGUUCAUCUUCGGAUGAUUGCAUCUAUAAGCUCGGCAUCAAUGAUUUUUCUCACGGUAUCAAUUUGCUUCUCUGA